Messenger RNA from Thalassophryne amazonica, 1703 nucleotides. It is a transcript of the gene syt9b, whose product is annotated as synaptotagmin IXb. The record is from RefSeq and is a predicted model, not a curated record. Gene Ontology annotation, biological process: regulation of dopamine secretion; calcium-ion regulated exocytosis; cellular response to calcium ion. The transcript is spliced from 8 exons. Gene Ontology annotation, molecular function: calcium ion binding; calcium-dependent phospholipid binding; SNARE binding. Gene Ontology annotation, cellular component: membrane; dense core granule. NCBI's taxonomy places the organism in Eukaryota, Metazoa, Chordata, Actinopteri, Batrachoidiformes, Batrachoididae. The coding region runs from base 109 to 1692 and encodes 527 amino acids.
GGGCGCGCGCAGGGUGUAGCCGCAGCCGGAGCGCCCCGUGUGCGUGCGUGAGUACGCGCGCGAGGAUCAGCCGGAGUGGCCGACACGUCAGAAGGAUGCUGGAGGGCAAUGCCUGCAGAAAGAGACGAUGAGAUCUGUCGAAAGGCGCUGGAACUGCUGUCGGAGCUGUGCUCCCGAGGAGAGGUCCAGGACGACAGCUGCCUGGAUUUCAUCUACUACUUCAGAGACCUGGCCAGACCCCGGACCACGGACUCAGAUGUAUCGGUGAGCCUCUUGUCCCUGCUGGUGACCACGUGUGGUCUGGCGCUCUUCAGUGUCUCCCUCUUUGUCUCAUGGAAACUGUGCUGGCUGCCACUGAGUGGACGCUUCCUCCCUGAUGUCCUCAAGGGAGCACACUUCCUGGGAGGAGACCAGGAACCCGUCCUGACAGAGGUGGAUGGCGAGGAGAGGGAGUACAGCGAGGAUGGCUGCGUCAAGGACUCUACAGCACCCCCCUCUGCUGUGGCUGUUCCGGAGACCGGGCUAAAGAUAAGCCACACGUCACCCGAUAUCCAGCUGGAAACCCAGCCCAGGGUGGAAAAAAACCAGGUCCACACUAUAGCCAGAGACCGGGUCCAGAGACAGAUUACUGAGCCUACUUCAUCUGUACGUCACAACUCCAUUAGGCGUCAGAUGAACCUGUCCAAUCCAGACUUCAACCCUGCUCAGUUCCAGCGCCAGGACUCACUGUCCGGUUUGGGCCGAAUCAAACCAGAACUCUACAAGCAGCGUUCGGUGGAUGCAGAAGACGGGCAUCGGACUAACAGCUGCGGACGUCUACAUUUCAUCCUAAAGUUUGAUUUUGACCUGGAGCAGUUGAUCGUGAAGAUCCACAGGGCCCAGGACCUUCCUGCCAAGGACUUCUUAGGGACCUCCGACCCUUACGUCAAGAUCUACCUGCUGCCAGACCGAAAAAACAAGCACCAAACUAAGGUGCACCGCAAGACACUCAAUCCAAUUUUCGAUGAAGUGUUCCUCUUUCCUGUGGCGUACGCAGAGCUGCCAAGCCGCAAGCUACACUUCAGCGUCUACGAUUUUGACAGGUUCUCACGCCAUGACUUGAUUGGUCAAGUGGUGGUGGACAACUUCCUGGAACUUACCGACUUUCCCCAUGAGACAAAGCUGUGCUGGGACAUACAGUACGUGACCUCGGACAAUGUGGACUUGGGAGAGCUGAUGUUCUCAUUGUGUUAUCUCCCCACGGCUGGCAGACUCACCAUCACCAUGAUCAAAGCCAGAAAUCUCAAAGCCAUGGACAUCACUGGAGCUUCAGAUCCAUACGUGAAAGUGUCCUUGAUGUGUGACGGCCGGAGACUAAAGAAGCGGAAGACGUCUACAAAGCGUAACACUCUGAACCCAGUCUACAAUGAGGCCAUUGUGUUUGAUGUUCCUCCUGAGAACAUUGACCAGAUCAGCCUUCUCAUAGCUGUCAUGGACUACGAUCGGGUAGGACAUAAUGAGGUGAUUGGAGUGUGCAGGGUUGGCAGCGAAGCUGAGAGUCUGGGUCGAGAUCACUGGAAUGAGAUGCUAACAUACCCACGCAAACCCAUCGCGCACUGGCAUCCACUGAUUGAGUGGGUCGGACAGGGAGCCACCGGGAGCGGGAGCCAAAGAGGAUCCACCAAUUCUCUAAAGACGCCGCCCUCACCAUGACCACAUAACCA